UUUCAUAGCCUGCAAAUAUGAUUCCCUCUCCUCCUCCCAUUCAGUUGCAACUUCCAUUUCGUACUAUUUCUUAACAGAUUUCCCCUGCUGCUGCUUCCAUGAGCAUUCUUCUGAUCCACCCAUUUGACUAAGACUAAAAUUGGUUAGGUAAAUGAUGGUUUUGAUGAAGAUGCUAAGACCCCUUGUAGAAACCAACGCAUGGGACUACUGCAUUCUAUGGAAGUUCGGUGAUGAUCCUUCAAGUUUUGGGAGUAAUUGUUCAGGUGUAUUGAAUGGAUGGGGUGCUGUUGUAGUGGUAGCCAAGGUGUUUGUAGAAAUGUCAAAGAGGAAAUGGAGCUGCUGCAUGUUCCUUACCUUUGCAGAGAUGUAUACGUUAAACACUCCAUAAGGACCAGUGCUUGUGAAAAACUUGCCAUGAUUCCUUCUUCUUUGUCAUUGUUUCAUGGAAUCCAUGGAGAAGUAGCCGUGUCUAAACAGCCAAUGUGGCUAAGUAAUGAUUCAAUUGGAACUCAGAUUGUAGUGCCUGUUGAAGGUGGUUUGAUUGAGCUUUAUAGAUCAAAACAUAUUCCCGAAGAUCGAAUGAUGAUAGAGAAUCUUAUUUCACGCUUGGGUGUCAUUGUGGAUCAUGGAUUACAUGUCGACGAGUCGAAAAAUUGUCUGAGUUCAUAUCUUUAUCAUCACACUGGCCCUACAUCCGAGCUCCUUUUUGCGGUUCCACAACCGACCACUCACUCUCUAACACAAGGGGAUGAUAAAGCCUUUAAGAAAACUAAGAACAAGAAAGUUAGAGGUUCGAAAUACAAAUCAAAGAAUCUUGAUGCUGAAAGAAACCGAAGGCAACGUAUCAAGGAUGGUCUCUAUACUUUACGUGCUUUGGUCCCCAAAAUCUCUAAGAUGGACCACGCUUCAAUAGUUGGAGAUGCAGUUGACUACAUAAUAGAUCUGCAAAAGAAUAUAAAGGAUCUCCAAGAUGAGCUUAAAGAACUAGAAGAACAAGACUGUGAGGUUAAUGAUGAUGAAGUGGAGGUGGAAGUGGAGGUACACGAGAUUGGUGCUCGAGAGUUUUUGCUUAAGCUAAUGUGCAGCUACAAACCAGGUCAGUUUCUGAGGAUAAUGGAAACCGUUGAUUCCCUAGGACUUGAAGUGAUCGAUAUCAAUAUCACCACAUGUAAUGCCAGCGUCUUGAACGUUCUUAAUCUCAAGGCUAAAGAUAAGGACGUUGCGGCCAAGAGUUUGAGAGACUCGUUGCUUACAGUUUGCUCGAUUAAAGCUAUGUAAAAGAACUCCUUGAUGGCAACUAAGAAUCACUUAUGGCUUUUGGUUUAGUGUCAAAAACCAAGAUUUUGGGCUACUUGGUUAUAUAGUUAUACAAGUACUAGAAACAAGAAUGCGAACACUAAUGAUAUAUUAUAGUUGCAUACCACAAGAUUAUUAAUAUAGACCGGAUUACUAUUAGUGAUGAAA
This is a messenger RNA of Helianthus annuus (common sunflower), 1464 nucleotides long. RefSeq names its product transcription factor ABORTED MICROSPORES. Gene Ontology annotation, biological process: regulation of DNA-templated transcription. Gene Ontology annotation, molecular function: protein dimerization activity; DNA-binding transcription factor activity; sequence-specific DNA binding. Gene Ontology annotation, cellular component: nucleus. Bases 277 to 1278 code for a protein of 333 amino acids. Lineage: Eukaryota; Viridiplantae; Streptophyta; Magnoliopsida; Asterales; Asteraceae. The transcript is spliced from 9 exons. The record is from RefSeq and is a predicted model, not a curated record.